GGUGGGAUGCAGCCCACAGAGACCCGUCUGUAGACUCAAGUUAUGGCUCGACCACUCGCGGAGAACCUCGUCCGGCUGCAGUUCUCCUCCUCCGGCCAAGUGUCCGCCCAGUAUCCAGCCAGCCUCAGCCCGCUGCAGGAGUCGCAGUCCCGGACGGAGCUGAGAAAGUAAACUGAUUAGCAUCGAGGACCACAAACACUGCAGUGCUGAGGUGAGUGAGGGGCACCAUGCAACACGCCUGUGAGCUGAAGAUAACAACUCACCUUCAAGAUGACAGUCGGUUGAGAAGGAUGGGGCAACAACUUCACCUCUAUUGCCCAGGUGUUUACGUGACUAUAAGGGCGUGGACCUCUUUGUGGUGCACCAUCUGAUGCCGCCAUAGUUCCAAGUGCCUUUUGACCAACCUGAUAAUGAGACUCUGAGUCUCACUCAUCUGAAGUACGGCUCACCAACACACCUGCGUCAAAGUAAAAACCCUGCAGCCAUGAAUCUAUUCAGGAAAGCCACCAUGAGCAGUAAGAAGGAGAAGGCGUCUGACGUCCAGUAUGAAGAGCCCCCGGAUGGUGGUUGGGGCUGGAUGGUGGUGCUGCAUUGCUUUCUGGUCAAUGUCCUCGUGAUGGGAACACUGAAGACUUUUGGGAUCUUCUUUGUAGCGUUUCAAGAUGAGUUUGGAGGGUCGGCAGAAAGCAUCAGCUGGAUAGGGUCCAUCAUGUCCAGUCUUCGUCUCUCCGGAGCUCCCAUAGCUUCUGUGGCUUGUGCCAAGUUCGGGACCAGGGUGACUUCCAUUGCAGGGGCCAUUCUGGUUAGCGGAGGCUUCCUCGUGAGCAUUUUCGCCAACAGCGUGGUCUAUCUGUACGUCAGCAUGGGAGUCAUAGUUGGAAUGGGUUUCGCUCUGCUGUACCAGGCCUUCUCAGUGGUCACAGCUCUUUACUUCAGGAAGAGAUUGGCAACGGCAUAUGCAAUCGGGAGGUCAGGGAUGGGUUUGACCUUUGCCCUUGCCCCCUUCACACAGCUGCUUCUUGACCAGUACGCCUGGCAAGGAGCAAUGCUCAUUCUUGGUGGUUUGAUGCUCAACUUGGUGGCCACCGGGAUGCUGCUGCGACCCAUAAACGUGAAGCCUCCCGUCGUCUCCAAGGCGACGUCUCCCCCGACACAGAAGAGCCCAGCUGUGUCGCUCAAAAGCUCCUCAGAAAAGGACAACCCUAAAAGUUGCCUGAAUGGCUCGUCGCAUUUAUCGAACGGCCUCGCCAAGCCAGCCGUCCCUUCUUCUAUUCCUAGAGACACUGAGGAGAGGCAGGAGCAGCAAGCGAACCAGGAACAAACUAGGCUGGUCCUCAAUGGUGUGAACAAUCACGAACCCCAAAAUGACUUGAGUCCGUGUAAGCCGGCUGCUCCAGACUGCGCCUUAGAGCUUAACGGCAGCAUGAACGGGUCUGCCAUCGCGGGACUCCCCAACCAGGCCGGCACUUCCGCCGUUGAAGCCAAAGUUCUUGAUUUCUCCUUGUUAAAGGACCCGUUCUUCUGCAUCUACACAUGGUCUUUGGUCUUCAGCCAGCUGGCCUACUUCAUCCCCUACUUCCAUCUGUCUGCCCGGGCGCGGACACUGGGCAUCGACGCCAUGGAUGCUUCUUUCAUCAUCUCUGUGGCAGGUAUCACGGAGACCAUCGCUCAGCUGGCGUCGGGCUGGGUCACCGACCGUAACCUCUUCCACAAGUACCACUUCCACAAGGCCUACCUGAUUCUGUGUGGACUGGUCAACCUGCUCUCCCCACUGGCCACGUCCUACAUCCUGCUGAUGGUCUACGCCGUCUUCUUCGCCAUCUUCUGCGGCGGUUACAUGGCGCUGCUGCUGCCAGUACUGGUUGAUCUGGUGGGCUCAGAGAAACUCAACAACUCCAUGGGCUUCUCCAUGUUCUUCGUGGGCCUGGGCUGCCUCACUGGGCCCCCUUUGGCAGGGUUCCUGUUCGACUACACUCAGACGUACGACUGCUCCUUCUACCUGGCCGGGCUCUGCUAUCUGCUCUCCUCCCUGUCUCUGUUCAUGGAGCCGCUGGCUCAGCGCUGGAAGGCCCGGAAGACAAAGAGCCGGGUCAAGAGAGCAGAAAACAGCUGUCGGACCAACGGCUGCUUCGCCACUGACCGCCUGCAGAACGGCGUCGUGUAGCUCCAAGGAAGUGCUCUGGAUCUGGAACCAGCGUGUUCCUGACCCCCGGCCCUGAAUGUGACGAGGACCUAAGUGGGGGUGGGACCCGGGCCACGUAGAAGAACACAGUGACAUCAGAAGUGCAGCUGAAAAGUGGACUGCGAAAUACAUUUGAAAGCCAAAAUUCUGACUUCCGCCCUGAAUCUCAACACAAGCAACACUCGAACGGCAACGCGGGACUAGCUCUGACAAGCACACCAUCCUCCUGGAAUCGAGCUAUGCAACUCACAGGACAGCAGAUUAUUGUUAUCACUUACCUGAUAAAUACUUAACUCGCAACACUGAUCACCUGCGGAAGCCUUUAACCUGUACUCUCACACGCACUUUGGGCCAAAACGUCGUUAUGCUGCAUGCCGAUGUAACCUUCGACUGCCAGUGACAUGAGACACCUCACAGUAGGCAGAUCGAUGAAGCUGAGAAGCAAUAGUUAUAGAAUAAUCCAGCACGAUCUCGUAGCCUUGACUCAUGUAAUCGAUGCAAUACUAGUAUGUUAUGAGCCCUUUUGUCACGUCAUCGCGGAACUCAGUUUAGUGUCGGGCCCUGCAGCGCCGGAGCCCAGCAGGAAUGUACGGCUUUUGUACGCAUCUACACUGACAUUUGACCCCCGGGUCAAAGGUCAAACCAAUCGUGUUAUUCACGACACAAUCGCAUCCAACGUGACAUUUUCAGGUGAUACUUUGGCUUCCUUUCCACAUGUAAAUCCAUCAUCUUAUCAGGUUUGUCAGCGAUGGAUCCUUAUUGAUCUAGUGAUUUCACAUUAGUCAUAUCUGAUGCGGUCUUUGCUUGCGGACUUAAUGGAUAUUAAGUCACGGGAACAGCAAACUAUUUGUGAACAAGAUACAUUUUAGCCACGGUCAAGACGAUAUCACGCAUGAAGCAGAAAGCUCCAGGAAAGCUGGAGAAAUUUCCAUUUCCCCCCCCAAAUUUUAUCUUGACUAAACAUUUUCAAACUAAUGAAAACCCAGUGCAAAUAUUUUAUUCAUGUUUUUUUCCUCACUGCUCACAAGCCAACCUGACUUCAGUGAUUAACAAGUCUACUAUGUUAAAAUCCUAAAAUACAUUUGUUUAAAAAAAAUAUUUCAACAAACUGAUUAUUGUUUUCUAAAGUGGGGUGGAUUUAAGCACAUUUUCCUAUUUUUCUGGGGGUUGUCAAGGUUGACAUGCGGGUGAUGGUGCUGACAAGGGGUAUUCUUUUAUGUACGUAACUGCAUGCGUGUAACGUCCUUAAAAGUAUUUAUGAUUAACGCUUUUUUGUGUACCACCUAAUUAUUGUUUCAUAGAUUGAGCUUGACUUUUACAUUGACCAUGUUUUUUCCCUUUUGAAUAUAUUUUGCCAAACUAAACCAAUUCCCUUAACUAUGCAACAGCAGGCUUCGCUCCCUCUGAUUUACACGCUGAUGUUUCAACCGGAACACAUGUCACUGGUCACAUGGAGAAGCAGGGCAGCGGUGCCAGAGCUCACCUCUGACUGACUGUGUUUUCAUGAUGUGUCUGUGUAAUAGAUGGGCGGUGCCCCCCACUGGACUGUGAGGACCCGCUGCCUCCUCAGUGCCUUCAAGAGACGGCUUUUACUAUUAUUUUGGGUUGUGUUUUGGACUCUUAUUGGGUUGUUUUUUUAUGUCUUUCACUUUGGUUUUGUGUUGUCACUGCAUUUAUACUUCUCACCUGUUUGCCUUACAAGGUACUGUUUUGUAUCUUUUAUUAACUCCCUGCAACGUCAGCCAAAGACACAGUAGACUUCGACAACUUGAUCAUUUUCUUAUGAAGCAUUUUAGCCAGCAUCGCGAUUUUAAGUCUCGUCUAGUUUGGAUGUGAAUCCGCGACUAUUUCCACCCAUUCACUCUAAAAGUCAUGUUUUGAAAGUGUUCAGGCACUUUUGAAUGAUUUUAGCUCAAUAUUGUUCCGCUUUAAUGUCCUAAAUCAUAGUGGCUUAUUGUCUUUUUUAACAACUCUCACGUUCUUGCAUUAUAAUUAUAAGAUAAUGAUAAUUUAUACAUAAUUUGAUUGUUUUCCUUCUUAACUUAUGGUUGUCUGAUGUCAACAGUGCAGCUAGAAAUUCUGUUUUCCGCUUCUUAGCCAGCUCACAUCUCUUUCUGAUCAUUAUAGAUAUAUUCAUCUGAAAAUCUCGUGAUAAACAAUGACAUCUAGCAUUACCUCAGAGCAGUAGAUAUUUAACAGUUCACUGGAUCGCGCACGCGCAAACUAGAGCGCCGCAUUAUUGACCUUUUACCUCGGUACUUUGGAAGUUCUUCCUCACUUUUACUUCUGUGACAUCUCCUAUUAAACCCCUCUUUUAAUCCCAUUAAAGGAUGGAAAUGGUCUCUGAUGGGAUCCGAGCGGUGCUGACUUGUUUUGCAAUAGCGCCCUCAUGCGGCGAUUCAGACUCCUGCCUCAAGAAUGCAGUGUCAAUUAGCAGCGAGUGAUUUUCCCUCUCAGCUCACUUUCACAAUACCGUGCAAGGCUCUUUGUCUUGUUUCAAUGCCGACAGUCAUGCACUAAAGCUCAUUUGGCUCACGAGGUGCGUUCACUGCCUUCUCCACUGGCGGGGCCUCUGACUGUUGAGGGCCACCCAUCCCUCAUCUGUGAUGCUUUAAGACCUGUUUAGGGACUCAUAGUUUUUGGAAAGGAACUAUAAUAAAAAUGUUUG
This is a messenger RNA of Synchiropus splendidus (mandarinfish), 4850 nucleotides long. RefSeq names its product solute carrier family 16 member 4 (gene slc16a4). The transcript is spliced from 12 exons. Gene Ontology annotation, molecular function: monocarboxylic acid transmembrane transporter activity. Gene Ontology annotation, biological process: transmembrane transport; monocarboxylic acid transport. NCBI's taxonomy places the organism in Eukaryota, Metazoa, Chordata, Actinopteri, Syngnathiformes, Callionymidae. The coding region runs from base 485 to 2164 and encodes 559 amino acids. The record is from RefSeq and is a predicted model, not a curated record.